GGGAAUGAGAAAAGGGGAGGCCUGCCUGCAGUAGAAGCAGAGAUCUCAUUCUUUAGUGGAAUAAUCAAACUUGGCCGAUGGAACCCUCUUCCCCUCAGCUAUGUGACCGACGCACCAGAUGCAACAGUAGCUGAUGUGCUACAAGAUGUCUAUCAUGUUGUGACAUUGAAAAUCCAAUUACAAAGUUGUUCAAAGUUGGAAGACUUGCCAGCAGAGCAGUGGAACCAUGCCACAGUCCGCAAUGCCUUAAAGGAACUGCUCAAAGUGAUGAAUCAGAGCACAUUAGCCAAAGAAUGCCCACUCUCCCAGAGUAUGAUUUCAUCCAUUGUAAAUAGCACAUACUAUGCCAAUGUGUCAGCAACCAAGUGCCAGGAGUUUGGGAGAUGGUAUAAAAAGUACAAGAAGAUUAAAGUGGAAAGAGUGGAAAGAGAAAACCUUUCAGACUAUUGUGUUCUGGGUCAACGUCCUAUGCACUUACCAAAUAUCAACCAACUGACACCUUUGGGAAAAACUAAUGGACAGUCUCCACAUGGCCAAAUUCAUCACAGUACUCCAAUUCGAAACCAAGUGCCAACAUUGCAGCCUAUCAUGAGCCCUGGUCUCCUGUCUCCUCAGCUCAGUCCACAACUCGUAAGGCAGCAGAUAGCUAUGGCCCACCUGAUAAACCAGCAGAUUGCCGUAAGCCGACUAUUGGCUCACCAGCACCCACAAGCUAUCAACCAACAAUUCUUGAAUCACCCACCCAUCCCUAGAGCUAUCAAACCAGAGCCAACGAAUUCAUCCGUGGAAGUCUCUCCAGAUAUUUACCAGCAAGUCAGAGAUGAGUUGAAGAGAGCCAGCGUAUCCCAAGCUGUCUUUGCAAGAGUGGCAUUCAACCGUACCCAGGGAUUGCUGUCAGAGAUCCUGCGUAAAGAAGAAGACCCUAGGACAGCCUCCCAGUCCCUCCUGGUAAACUUGAGAGCAAUGCAGAAUUUCCUCAACCUGCCUGACUCAGAGCGGGAUCGUAUAUAUCAGGAUGAGAGAGAGAGGAGUAUGAACUCCAAUGUGAGCAUGGUGUCUUCUGCAGCCAGCAGCCCAAGUUCCUCCAGAACCCCCCAGGCCAAAACCUCGACACCAACAACAGACCUCCCCAUUAAGGUGGAAGGCGCCAACAUCAACAUCACAGCUGCCAUUUAUGAUGAGAUCCAACAGGAGAUGAAAAGGGCCAAGGUGUCUCAGGCCCUGUUUGCCAAAGUGGCUGCCAAUAAAAGUCAGGGCUGGCUGUGUGAGCUGCUCCGUUGGAAAGAGAACCCAAGUCCGGAAAAUCGCACCCUCUGGGAAAACCUCUGCACCAUUCGCCGCUUCCUGAACCUUCCCCAGCAUGAGAGGGAUGUGAUCUAUGAGGAAGAGUCCAGGCAUCACCACAACGAGCGCAUGCAGCAUGUUGUUCAGCUCACUCCAGAGCCUGUGCAGGUCCUACAUAGACAACAAUCCCAGCCUGCCAAGGAGAACUCCCCUCCGAGAGAAGAGGCCCCACCUCCACCUGGUGAGGACAGCUGUGCCAAAAAGCCAAGAUCCCGCACCAAGAUAUCCUUAGAAGCUCUAGGCAUCCUUCAGAGCUUCAUCCAUGAUGUAGGCCUGUAUCCUGAUCAAGAGGCCAUUCAUACCCUUUCUGCUCAGCUGGAUCUGCCCAAACACACCAUUAUCAAAUUCUUCCAGAACCAACGUUACCAUGUAAAGCACCAUGGGAAGCUAAAAGAGCACUUGGGUACAGUCGUGGAUGUGGCAGAGUACAAGGAUGAAGAGCUGCUGACUGAAUCAGAAGAAAAUGACUGUGAAGAAGGCUCUGAGGAAAUGUACAAAGUGGAACCUGAAGAGGAGAAUCCUGACAAAAGCAAGGCAACUCCUUCUGAGAUAAUGGGAGAUGGUAACGCAGAAAGCAAUACAUUAAUUUGAGGAUUUUGUUUGUUUUUUAGGUUUUUUCUUUUUUUGUUUCUUUUGCACACAGUCCAUGUGCAAACUGAAUGAAUUCAUCAUUGCCCAAUCAGACGUUGUCUUGACACAGACACUCAAGUGUUAAACUUCUACAUUUGACUGUAAUAAUCAUUGUAAUCAUAGGAUUAUGCCUUCAUUACUCUUGCACUUACGAAAGGGACAUCAAGCAAGUUAACAGGAAGAAAAAGACCUAUAAAAUCAAUGAAGGAAUAUUUGCAACUCUGUGCAUUUGUGUGUGUGUGUGUAUCUAUCUAUCUAGAUAGAUAGAUAGAUAGAUAGAUAUUAAAAUUGCAUGGGACAGAACUUUACAAUCUGAGUACAGACUGUGAAAUGAGUUCUUUAAAGAUGAGACUAGUUUAUGUAUUAAAACCACUUCACAAUGAGUUGCUUUGGCUUUUUGAUAAACUGCCGCCUGCUCUCAGGGUGUGGUGACUAUUUUUGAAUUCCUAUUUAUUUUCUAUGUUAUCCCUGGGUUUUUUUUAUUAUAUGGCUUCCUAUCUGGCAACUUGAUGGGUAAUUUUUGAGGUAUGUAUUUAAAGACAUGAAUCAACACUGCCAAAAAAAGAAUAAAAAAAAGAGAACCUGGAAAAAAAUCAGGGCACCUUAAAAAAAAAAAAAAAAAAAAGAA
Alligator mississippiensis (American alligator) is the source of this 2602-nucleotide messenger RNA. It is a transcript of the gene SATB2, whose product is annotated as SATB homeobox 2. NCBI's taxonomy places the organism in Eukaryota, Metazoa, Chordata, Crocodylia, Alligatoridae. Gene Ontology annotation, biological process: regulation of transcription by RNA polymerase II; chromatin remodeling. The transcript has 9 exons. Gene Ontology annotation, molecular function: DNA-binding transcription factor activity, RNA polymerase II-specific; RNA polymerase II cis-regulatory region sequence-specific DNA binding. The annotation marks the transcript as partial. The record is from RefSeq and is a predicted model, not a curated record.